CAACUCGCCACGCCAUCAGCUGAUGCACCGACACCCAUCAUUAUCGCGAUGAAAUCGGAGCAAUUGCGAUGACGGUGAAGGAGAGAUUGGAGGCGUACAGGCGCAAGAAGCGCAAGGAAAAAACGAUGGAGUCAAUUAAGAGUGUAAUGAGAAACAUGUUCACGUGGAAUCGUAAGAAUAGAGUCGAAAUACCCGUUGAAGAAUCAACGAAGGAGGAGCAGGUCAAAUUAUGCGAACAGUCAGCGGAUGUCGAGGAGGAUAUCCAGGAGGAAGAUGUCCAGGAGUCACAUGGCACAAUGUUAAACCGAGUAAUUUAUUUAUUAUACUUUUUAUUAUGGUUUACGUUGUACAUAAUCGCACUGGAGUACGAGUUUGGUGCAGUCUACUUUGUGCUGUCGGCUCUGGUGUUUAUCUGCUUGAACACUAGAUCUGGACCGAAGCGACAUGGUGAGCCCAGUGCUUAUUCUGUUUUCAAUCCGAAUUGCGAGGCGAUAGAGGGUACCCUUGACGCGUCGCAGUUCGAAAAAGAGAUAGGAUACAGUGUAGUACGAUGAAAUCGAGACAAAUCAGUAGAGUCUGAAUGACUCUAGAUCGGAUGUUAUGACAUUAUUUGCAUUUCGAUCUACUUAAUAUCGCGAUUGAUAAGCGUGUAAUGCAAAUUUUUAAUAAGUAGCAUAGUUUGAAAUUGAGUGACAUCGCUCAAGUUUGGCUUUUCUAUAUUUGUAUACUAUUAUUGGAAUAUUUAAAGGCCAAUAUUCUUAUUUUUAAUUUUAUUUGAUAUUUAAUUUGAAGGAAAUCUAGAAUGUCUUUCAUAUUAUACUGGAUAUAAAUCGCGAGUACAAAUUCCGUAAAGUUUCAUAAUUCCAGAGAGAUGUGAUAUUGAAAAUAUGUGUUAAGCAUACCUGUAAGAAUAUAAAUAAGUAUUAUACAAUGUUACUUUUGUAUUUAAACAUGAUACUUUUAUAGAGAGAAAUAUAUAUUUUGUUUUACGCCGAUCACUCAGCGAAAUUGUUAUUGGGCAAUAAAUAUAAGACGAUGUAAAGCAAAUUAAAUGCCAAAACAAUUUCGUAUAUUCUUUACGAUAUAAAAACGAGCUGAGACUUUUCAGAGACACUUUAAUUCAACUUGUUUUGUCAUUUAUAUUGCUCUACAUGAAAAAAAA
Molecule: messenger RNA, 1162 nt
Organism: Monomorium pharaonis (pharaoh ant)
Lineage: Eukaryota; Metazoa; Arthropoda; Insecta; Hymenoptera; Formicidae
Gene: Saysd1
Exons: 2
Coding region: 69-554 (161 amino acids)
Source: RefSeq, a predicted model, not a curated record